Messenger RNA from Meira miltonrushii, 3525 nucleotides. RefSeq names its product P-loop containing nucleoside triphosphate hydrolase protein. Gene Ontology annotation, cellular component: nucleus; site of double-strand break; Smc5-Smc6 complex. Gene Ontology annotation, biological process: double-strand break repair via homologous recombination. The record is from RefSeq and is a predicted model, not a curated record. NCBI's taxonomy places the organism in Eukaryota, Fungi, Basidiomycota, Exobasidiomycetes, Exobasidiales, Brachybasidiaceae. Gene Ontology annotation, molecular function: damaged DNA binding; single-stranded DNA binding. The transcript has a single exon. Bases 1 to 3525 code for a protein of 1174 amino acids.
AUGUCAGCAGGAUUUAAAAGACCAAGGGAAGAGACGGAUGAGCUGGACACCGUGGACUUUUCAAGCUCACGUGCAGGUUCAGAAGCAUUAUCCUUCUCAAAGCGAGCCAAAAGUUUGACAUUGAGCUUGAAUGGAAUGACAAUCAAGCAAAGCGAAAGUCAGACUCCUCAAUUGAGUGAAAGAUUACAUUGCGAUAAUGAGCAGGAGACUGCAAGAGAUUCUCAUUCACAAACAACUAGAAAUUCCACUCCUGCUGCUCAACGCGCUCGAAGCCUUACAUUCGGUUUUAACGAUUUAUCGAUAAAGCAAGAGGAAAGCAUGUUAGUCGAUAGUGACAAUGGUUACCAAGGGCCAGAUGCGAUAGCGAGAUGUGACGGGGAACAAUAUGCUGAAAGGAAAACUGCGGGUAUUAUUGAACGAGUAAAGAUGGUCAACUUCAUGUGUCAUGAAAACCUAACAGUGGAUCUAGGACCACGACUGAACCUUAUCAUCGGUCACAAUGGCAGCGGGAAAAGUGCGGUACUGACUGCAAUCGUGAUUGCUUUAGGUGCCAAUGCCACUUCAACAUCUAGAGCAAAUUCUCUUAAGUCUUUUAUCAAAGAGGGAAAAUCUCAGGCUGUUAUUGAGAUUACAAUCACAAACAAAGGCGUAGACGCAUUUCAGGGAGAUGUCUUUGGUGAAGCAAUUAUUGUUGAGCGUAUUAUCAAAGCAGAAGGAGGAGUAACAUGGAAGCUUAAGAAUGACAAUGGUAAAACAGUAUCUAUAAAACGAGAAGAAGUUGACAAAAUGUGCGAACACUUUUGUAUUCAGGUGGACAAUCCUUUACACGUUCUCAACCAGGAUACUGCCCGCAAGUUUCUCACUAGCGCUGGUCCUAAACAAUUAUACGAAUUCUUUAUCAAGGGUACGCAAUUGAAGCAACUUUCAGAUGACUACAAUCUUAUCAAACUUUAUAUCGAUCGUAUUAUCGUGUUACUACGUCAAAAGAAGGAAGAAUUAGAAAGUCUGAAAGCAAAGCUAGCAAGUGACAAAGAAACGUAUAAAACGCUCGAGGCUGCUUUAAGUAUAAAGAACGAGCUACAGCAGCUAAACAAUGAAUUCGUGUGGUCACAAGUACGAGAUAGUGAGAAAGAGUUGAGUGAUGCUGCGCUUAGUCUGGAACGCAGUAAGCUUGAACACAAUACCCUCGAAGCCGAUUCAGCAGAGUGUUCAAGGGAUCUAGCCGAUUGCGAAGAAGAGAAAGAAACGUUACAACAAGAAAGUACUGAGCUAGAUUAUGAGAAGAAAAAAUUGCAAAUUGAGCUUGGAGAAGUAGAACAAGAAAUUCGUUCUAUCAGAAGUGAUUCCAACAAAAUUGACCAAUCUUCACAAAUGCUUGAACAGCAAUAUGAGCAAAUUGAAUCGCAUAUUAAAGAUACAGCUGAACGUAUUGAAAAAGAAGAAAGAGACUCUGCCGGGACACCUGAUUCAAGGAGAAACGCACAGCUCGAUCGACACGAACAAGUGAAAAGAGAAUAUGAAAGUAUCAGAAACCAAAUUACGGAAGCAGAAAAUCGUCUUGAAAAUAUUGAAGAAGCUGUGAUGUUAAAUCAACAAAAAAAGAAAGAUUCAGACAUUCGCCACGGUGACUUUUCGGAAAAGUUAAAGGAUCUUACGUCACAAAUCCAAGAAUUAAAAAGCGCAAAGUUUAAUCGUUUUUCGGUAUAUGGCCGCGGCAUUACGCAAUUGGUAGACCUGGUCAACGCUGAAAAAAGAUGGCAUGCUAAGCCUAUUGGUCCUAUUGGUCUAUAUAUCAAGAUAAUUGAUGAAUACAAGGAAUGGUCACCCGUGUUAGAAAGUGUUCUUGGUCAACAUCUCAAUGCUUUUUGCGUUACCAAUCCUGACGAUAAAGAUCUCUUAAUGAAAUUUAAAGAUCAAGCUCAAUGCACAAAUCUUACAAUCAUUACUGGAUCGGAUGAACUGUUUGAUUACUCUUCCGGAGAGCCAGAAGGCAGUAUUCUUACUAUUUUACGAGUGCUGGACAUCAAAGAUGAGUUCAUUAAACGUCAAUUGAUCAAUAUGGAGCAUAUCGAGCGAUUUGCUUUAAUAAGAAGGCGGGUAGAGGGUGAUAAUCUUCUACGAGAACGGCCGAAAAACGUGAAAUUGGCAUAUUCCCUUGAUCUCUUCUGUGUCAAAUCAAGUAAAGCAGGUAGUAGCUCAACGACGCUUAUGCCUUUCAGAGGGCCACCACGUCUUUCAACUGAUAUAGACGAACAAUUAAACAAAGCCAUUCAUCGAGAAUCUGAGCAGAAACUUGAACUAGAAGAUAUAACACAGAUCAAACAGAAGAUUGAAAAAAGACUAUAUCAGCUGCAAAAAGAUGAUCAUGAAGCACGUGGCCAACUCAAGGAGCUGAAGAAGCAAUUGUUACGUAAACGCAACGAAGAAGAAUGGAUUAGCACUGAUUUACAGCAAGAUCAAUCGAUAAAUAUUACUGUAUUAAGGGAAACACAAAUCGAAUACGAAAAGUCUCGCGACGACCUUUCCAAGCAGUUACAAGAGUACCGUACGAGGAAGAAUACCUUUGAGGAGGAGUUCAAGCGCUUAAUCGAGAAAAAGGAAGAUACCAUUCGCCUUCGCAGGACUAAAGAAGCAGAACAAGACGAACGUAUAGCUGCAUCGCAGUCUGUAAAUCAGAGAAAGGUAGAACUAGACGGUAAGUCAGCCAUACUGAAGAGAAAGCUAGCAGUAAAAACCGCAGAAGUGGAAGAAAAAGAUCUAAGAUUACGCCUCCUUCAAAACAAUUACAAGAAAAUCCUAAAUGAUGCAAAAGAAUACUGCGAUGAAAUUCCUUCACGAAGAAAGGAAGGCACAGAUGAGAUUUUGACGACGACGGAAUAUCAAGCCUUGAUUGAUAAAACAAAAGCAGAGCUAAAUCGUAUACCUUCACAAUCUGGUACAGAUGUAGAAGCUCUCGUACGUCAAGUGAAAAGCAAAGAGGCUGCUUAUGUCAAAGCAGUAGAAGAAACGAAGGAUUUCAAAGCUUUUACGGAAGUGCUAAGACAGGCUUUACGUGCUCGUGUGAGAAAAUGGUUUUGGUUUCGACAGCACUUGACUUUGAAGGCUAAAGUUUUGUUUCAAGUCUAUCUGAGAAAGCGUAACUUCGAAGGAAAGCUUGACUUUGAUCAUUCAAAAGAAGAGCUUCGUCUGAGGUUCUAUAAAAUAGACACUGCAAUGGUCGCCGAAGAUGGUCAUAAAGAUGCGCAAAUGUUGUCAGGAGGUGAGAAAUCGUUCAGUACAAUUUGCUUUCUGCUUUCACUUUGGGAAACCAUUGGAAGUCCGCUUCGUUGUUUGGACGAAUAUGAUGUUUUUAUGGACGCCGUUAAUCGUCGAAUAUCCACCAAUUUACUCGCCGAAGCAGCGAAAGCGGAUGCUAGCCAGCAAUAUAUACUUUUAUCGCCAAGUUGUGCUCAAGAUACUGCAUUUGGCGAUGAAGUUCUCAUUCACCGCUUGAAAGAUCCAAUUAAAGAUAACAACACAACUUAA